Messenger RNA from Drosophila serrata, 764 nucleotides. RefSeq lists its product as uncharacterized. The record is from RefSeq and is a predicted model, not a curated record. NCBI's taxonomy places the organism in Eukaryota, Metazoa, Arthropoda, Insecta, Diptera, Drosophilidae.
UAUAAGUUAUACUCAUCCUAGGUCAAUAAUAUAACCACAGGUACAAAUAGGUAUGUUAUUCAAUAGUCAACCUUAAUUGUCUUCAAGUUAUGUAUAUCUGACAGAUAAUAGUUUUGUUCUCGGUAAUACAGCAACAUCUGAUACUGAUGGCAUGCAUUGAAAAUAUGUCUGUUCCCGUUGGUAUUAAUUGAACAAUUUGGUGGCAGCCAAUGCGUGUGUUAGUAGCCCGGCUAUCUGGCGUCAGACACAAUUGGCGCAGCACACGCACAUGGUCAGUGAAUGGAUAUCGCAGAGCGUUGGCGCAGGGAUUGGAAGCGGGAAUGACGAUUGGUGGUGUUGUUGUGGCAACCGUCCUUUCGAUUGUGGCCCAUACAAAUUGGGGUACUAAUUACACACCCGCUGGACACUCGGACCCUGUUGACGUUCUAUUCGGGCGCUGCACAAAAUCGAUAGACGAUAUAGGAAGGAAAAAUGCAUGGCCAUCCAAGCGAGUGCCCGUAUUGUUCUCCACCAAUCGAGGACUAUAUUUGCGCCUGGCUCCUGGCCAUCCGGGGAAUCAGAUGGAGGUGUUGACCCUUCAGCCACGCGGACAGAACUACAACAUCAGCUUUUGUGAUCUGGAACGCUGGAGCACCAAUCGGGCUAAUGUGGUCAGCCUGGAAGACACCUUCACCAUCAUGCAGCAGCGGAACAUGUCGCCGGAAUCUCACAACUAUCAGCCACGCCUGUGGAAAAACAACGUCAGCUACAGUUUGAUGCACUGA